This is a messenger RNA of Prunus dulcis (almond), 1467 nucleotides long. RefSeq names its product ELMO domain-containing protein A. Lineage: Eukaryota; Viridiplantae; Streptophyta; Magnoliopsida; Rosales; Rosaceae. The transcript is spliced from 11 exons. The record is from RefSeq and is a predicted model, not a curated record. Bases 282 to 1316 code for a protein of 344 amino acids.
GGCGGCGUUCGGAUUGAAUUGGCGUCAAACUCAGGAUUGAGAAAGUCAUGUUGAGCAAUAGCAACACUGAUCUGAUGAAACAAAUAAAAGGAAAACGCGGACAGAUGGAGAAACCAUAGAUUUAUACAGUUCACCUUAUUUGUUUGCUUAAUACCAUUUAGAGAAACGGAAAAGUUGAGCGCUUAUCGAUUGUUUAGCAAAGAAUCAACAACAAAAAGCUCUUUUCGUUUGGGAUCCCUUGCCAAACCUAAAGGUAACGUAAGGCUGAUAUAGGAAGCAUCAUGACAUCAAGAACUUUGCGGAAAAGGCUUCAUCAUGGGGAUGUUGAUGGGAAAAAGAAUGAGCAUUUAGAGACAUCAGGGUCAGAUGAUCUUAAUGAGCCUCUACUGGGGAAUUAUUAUUCAGAUACGCAUGCUGAGGGAUCCUCACUUGAAGAGACCUGCGAUGAUGAACGGAGAAAGGAAUACCUCCAUUGGACUCUUCUGUUUUCUCAGUUGAUUGCACAGUGGGCACGGUGGUUAGUUGUUCCAGUGCUUCAUCUAACGUCAAAUGUUAAGUUACUGAAUUGUCUCAAGAAAGUGGCAAUUUUCAUUGGACAAGCAAAUAUUGUUCUUGGAUCGGGAUCGCUUAUUGGGCAGCUUUUGACCUUCCCUUCAACUACACAAAAUGGACAAAGCACUAAGUUGCUUGCACCACCCCUUAGUCCUCUGCAAGAAGCAAGACUCAGAAAGCUGCGACAAAGGCUUGAAGUACCCUUUGAUGGCUCUCGUGUGGAGCAUCAAGAUGCACUUUUACAGUUAUGGAGGUUGGCUUAUCCAGAUAAGGAGCUCCCACCUCUUAAAUCAGAGCUUUGGAAACAGAUGGGAUGGCAAGGUUCAGACCCUUCAACAGACUUUAGAGGCGGGGGAUUUAUAUCAUUGGAGAAUCUUAUAUUUUUCGCACAACAGUAUCCGGAAUCAUUCCAAAGAUUGUUGCACAAACAAGAUGGAACUAGAGCUGAGUGGGAAUAUCCCUUUGCUGUAGCUGGUAUCAAUAUUUCUUUUGUCUUGGCACACAUGUUGGAUCUUCAAUCAGAGCCAGCUAGUUUGGCAGGCAUCCGUUUUCUCGAACUGCUUCAAGAAGAUGAAAUGGCAUUUGAUAACCUUUAUUGUGUAGCCUUCCAGAUGAUGGAUGCUCAAUGGCUUGCAAAACGUGCUUCCUAUAUGGAGUUCAAUGAUGUUCUGAAGUCUACAAGAAGUCAGCUAGAGCGUGAGCUUGCACUUGAAGAUGUCUCAAGUGUAAAAGAUUUGCCAGCAUACAAUAUGUUGAGAAGAUGAUCUCUUAUUCUCUUUUAGUUUUUUUAUUUUUUCAGUUCUCAUUCCUGUAAUUCUUCUUAUGUUCUCACCAUCUGUAAUAUCAUAGAAGAAAUUCUAUCUUCAAAAUCCAGUAGUAACAUAUUUAAUUCAUUGAUCCAAGCGCCUUAUCAUC